ACACACACACACACACACACACUCACUCACUCACUCACUCCCACCCUGCUGGCAGCGAGGAGGCAGCGGCGGGGAGGGCGGGGAGGAGGGAGGGGCCGCACCGCGGAUCCGCCAGGUCCCCCAGUCCGCCCCGCCAGGCCCCCAGCCAGCCAGCAUGCCCGGGGAGGCGGCCCGCGCCGAGCUGCUGCUGCCCGCGGGGGGUGGCCCGGGCCCUCGCACAGAUAAAGAAACUGAGGCUCAGAGGUUGAAUGGGAUGAUGUCCUACCCAGCCAUUGAACCCCAUGAUGCUGCUGCCUCUACACCCAGUGGGGACCUGCCCAUGCCUGAGGACUUGUCCAUGCAGGGGGACCUGACGCCAGGGCCAGCCUCUAUCCCCUUAGCCUUCCUACCCGCCAAGCACGGUGACCGGCCGCAGCCAGAGGGGGCCAGCUCGGAUGCUGGAGUGGGCAGCACCAGUUCUGGUCGAACUGCCUUGGGAGAGUGCAGCCCCGUGGUAGGACCCCCAAAAGGACUCCCUGAGGAACCCCUCAUCCUGGAGAGUCUGGAGCCUCGGGUUGUGAUGGGUGAAGAGACAAGCAGUGGCGGGUCCCAGCAGGCCACCACAGAGCUGCCCAAGGAGCCCCAGGCAGCUGAACCCCUGACAGUGACAGAUUCAGAGCUCAGGGACUUGGAGGGUAGGCGGGCUGGCCCCAGCCCGCCCCCCGAGCUGCUCUCUCAGGGUGACCUCCCUGUGCCUUCCCCCCGCCUGGACCCAGACCCUUACUUCACAGCUCCUUCCACCCCCACCAAGGUGGCCUGUUCCUAUCUGUUCACCCACUCUCUCUGCCUGAGUGAGGAACCCAGUGACACUGAGGUCGAUAUCCUCGGCUCACCACCCACAUCCCCCUCUGGCUCCUACAUCACCGCAGAGGGGGGCAGCUGGGCCUCUUCUAGCAGCUUUAGCACAUCCCCGUCCUGUUCCCCCAACCUGCUAAUGGAGACUGAGGGGCUGGACUCUCCUGAGAACGGGGACUUCUCCCUCCUCUGCUCCAAUGAGGAAGGUGGCCAAGAGAGUCCCCUUGGCGGGGCCUCUGACUCGGAUGACACGGAGCUCCUGCCUGUAGGGCCUCGGGACCUCCCCUCCUCAGAAUCGAGCCUCUCUGGGGACAGCGGCUCCUCCUGGAGCCCAGGAAGGAGAGGGGAUUCCUUCCCGGACAUCAGCAUUCCUGGCAGUGAUACUAUGAUCCCGGCCACCUUGCUACCUUUCCGAGGCAGUCUGAUCUUUGAGGCCGAUGCUGUGGAGAUCAUGCUGUUGCCCCAGGAGGAAACUCCGAGCAGAGAUAGUGAAGGUGAGGAUGACAGCACUUCAGCCUCCUUCCUACAGUCCCUGUCAGAGAUGUCCAUCAAUGAGGGUGUGGAUGAGGCCUUUGCCUUCCGAGAUGACACUUCAGCUGCCUCUUCAGACUCUGACUCGGUUUCCUAUGCUGGGGAGGAGGAUGAGAGGCUCUAUAGUGAAGAGCCCCAUGCCCAGCCUCCGCUCCCUCUCCGGCCUAGCUCCCCAGAGUCUGGGGAUAGCUUAGCUGAGAAGGAGGAGGAAGUAGUAGCUGCACAGCUCCCAGCCCAGUGCACAGGGCUUGGCUUAGGUGUGGAGUCUGCUGCCAUGGCAUCGACCUUUCAGUCCCUACAAGAAACGGGUCUAGAUCCCAUCGCAGUGACAACAUCCCAGACCAUACAAAAAGUAGCAGACCUGGAACCCAUUGCUAUGUCAGUGGCUCCUCAGACCCUACAAGAAACAGCAGGCCUAGAACCCAUUGCCAAGAAGACAUCGCUGACCCUACAAGAAACAGCAGGCCUAGAACCCAUUGCCAUGAAGACAUCCCAGACUAUACAAGAAGCAGCAGCUCUAGAGUCCAUUGCCAUGAAAACAUCGCAGACCCUACAAGAAACAGGCCUAGAACCAAUUACCAUGAAGACAUCCCAGACUAUACAAGAAGGAGCAGAUCUAGAGUCCAUUGCCAUGAAGACAUCCCAGACUAUACAAGAAGAAGCAGAUCUAGAGCCCAUUGCCAUGAAGACAUCACAGACCCUACAAGAAACAGUAGGCCUAGAACCCAUUGCCAUGAAGACAUCCCAGACUAUACAAGAAGGAGCAGAUCUAGAGCCCAUUGCCAUGAAGACAUCGCAGACCCUACAAGAAACAGUAGGCCUAGAACCCAUUGCCAUGAAGACAUCCCAGACUAUACAAGAAGGAGCAGAUCUAGAGCCCAUUGCCAUGAAGACAUCGCAGACCCUACAAGAAACAGGCCUAGAACCCAUUACCAUGAAGACAUCCCAGCCUAUACAAGAAGAUCUAGAACCCAUUGCCAUGAAGACAUCCCAGACCAUACGAGAAGAAGAUCUAGAACCCAUUGCCAUGAAGACAUCCCAGACUAUACAAGAAGCAGUAGAUCUAGAGUCCAUUGCCAUGAAAACAUUGCAGACCCUAGAAGAAACAGUAGGCCUAGAACCCAUUGCCAUGAAGACAUCCCAGCCUAUACAAGAAGAAGAUCUAGAGCCCAUUGCCAUGAUGACAUCCCAGACUAUACAAGAAGGAGCAGAUCUAGAGUCCAUUGCCACGAAGACAUCCCAGACUGUACAAGAGGAAGCAGAUCUAGAGCCCAUUGCCAUGAAGACAUCACAGACCCUACAAGAAACAGUAGGCCUAGAACCCAUUGCCAUGAAGACAUCCCAGCCUAUACAAGAAGAAGAUCUAGAGCCCAUUGCCAUGAUGACAUCCCAGACUAUACAAGAAGGAGCAGAUCUAGAGUCCAUUGCCACGAAGACAUCCCAGACUGUACAAGAAGAAGCAGAUCUAGAGCCCAUUGCCAUGAAGACAUCGCAGACCCUACAAGAAACAGUAGGCCUAGAACCCAUUGCCAUGAAGACAUCCCAGCCUGUACAAGAAGAAGUGGAUCUAGAGCCCACUGCCAUGAUGACAUCCCAGCCUAUACAAGAAGAAACAGAUCUAGAACCCAUUGCCAUCAUGAUAUCCCAGCCUAUACAAGAAGAAGCAGAUAUAGAACCCACUGCCAUGAAGACAUCAAGGCCUAUAAAAGAAGCAGAUCUAGAACCUGUUGCCACGAAGACAUCCCAGCCUAUACAAGAAGAAGCAGAUCUAGAACCCAUUGCCAUCAUAUCCCAGACCCUACAAGAAGCAGAUCCAGAACCCACUGCCAUCAUGACAUCCCAGCCUAUACAAGAAGCAGCAGAGAUAGAACCCAUUGCCAUCAUGACAUCCCAGACCAUACGAGAAGCAGAUCUAGAACCCAUUGCCAUCAUGACAUCCCAGACCCUACAAGAAACAGUAGACCUAGAACUCAUUACCAUGAAGACAUCUCAGGCCCCACAAGAAACAACAGACCUGGAACCCAUUGCUAUGGACACAUCUCACACCCUAAAAGAAAUGGGAGGCUUAGAACCUAUUGCCAUGAUGACAUCUCAGACCACACAAGAAGCAGUAGGCCUAGAACCCAUUGCCCUGACAUCUCAGACAGUACAAGAAACAGUAGGCCUAGGCCCUAUUGCUAUGGCAGUGACCCCUCAGAUCCUACAAGAAGAUCUAGAACCCAGUACUGUGACAUCUCAACCAUUACAAGAAGUAAGCCUAGAACCAAUUGCUGCAGCAGUGACCCCUCAGACUCUGCAAGAAGAAACGGGCUUCACAUUAGGCCUGGAGCCUAUUGCUAUGGAGAUAUUUCAGGCUGACAGGACGCAGGUAACACCAGAGACCCUCCCUGCCAUGGGGCAGGAGGAGGGAGAGGGAGAGAAACAAGAAUGCCUCCAGGAUGAAGAAGAGCCAAGGGAGGGCCUUGUUGCCUGUUUCAAUAUAGAUGAGGAAGCUGAACCAUUGUCCCCCCAGAGAGAAACUCUGCCAGAGGCUUGGGAGCUGGCAGAUGGCCAAGACCAAGGUGUUGAGGGGCAGGAGGCGCUAGCUGGUGAGGAUGAAGGCUUGAACCCUCUGGCUGAGCAAGGUUAUGUAGUCAUUUCCAAAGGCUCUGAGGAUGCCUCAUCAAGGGAUGUCAGUGGAGAAGGGUGUCCCCCUGUCUCCCUGGAGUGUUCCCUUCAGUGGCCUCCACGCCAUCUGGAAGAGGAAUCAGAUUUGGAAAAUGAGGGCUCUGUUGGUGAGAAUGAGAGUUCAGAACAGCACUUAGUGUCUCCCACAAAGAUGGAUCUUGUGCCAGGGUCACUGGAUGCUAUCCAAUCCUCUAAGGAGAUCAGAGCUCCAGGGCCCAGUUCUGGACCUGGCCUGGAAGAAACAGAUGUCCUGAGGAAGGAGUUACUGAGAGAGAUCGAAUUUAAUCUGGAGGAAAACUGCCCAGAGGAGCCAUCUCAGAAGUCUCUACCCAGUGGUGAAAUCCUAGAACCCAGUGAAGCCCUUGAGCCUGUGCUUAGAGCAAAGGAGUCCCAUGGUACCUCAAGGGAAGGUUCCCCAGGUUCCCCAGUGUUAUCUGAGGGCCCCCAGCUAAAGACUGACUUGAGGUGGGACACUGAACAGGUAUCCUUCCUCAGGCCAGAGGGAGAGGUGCCUAGUUCCUCCUCCCCAGAGGAGCUGUCUGACGUCCCCUUCAUGCUCAAGCACCAAGAGACUUUGGUGGUUGCUCCUAUACCCCUUGUGGGCACUGAUGGCCCCAAACUUUUGGUGGAGAGAGUUCCUUCCUCUGUUUUGUCCUCAAAUGACUGUUCCCUUGAAGAACUGAGAGGCCCAUCUGAAGAGAAGAGGCCCUCGCCUCAGAGCUCCCUGGGCAGGGAGAAGCCACCAAAUCCAGCAGGUGGCCCACACACAAAGUUAGGGAAAUCACAGCCCCAUUCUGCCGCUCCUGUGCCUACCUUCAAGGAGGCCCAGAGCUCUUCUGCCCCUGUAAUCCCAAUGCCCAGCACAGUGGCUCCCCAGUCCUCUUCUAGCCCAGAGGCCUCAAGCAAUAAGGGCCCCCCACUUCCCUUGACCCAGAAGCAAGAGGGGGGUAGGGUGGAGGGAGCAGUCUCUUCCUCAGCCCGGGCUGUCUCAGGGAACAUGCCCCCAUCGGCCUUGUGCCCAUCAGACCUGGGCACAACAGUAGCAACGCGGAAAGCAGGAUCUCCCCGGCACCGUUCUCCAAGGGGUCAAGUCCUAGUGUCCCCUAGAACACCAACCUCAAAAGCGGUCCCCUAUGCCAAAGACCAGGCCCCAGCAGGGUCUCCUGAGGUGAUCUCAAACCCAUGCUCCAGGGGACUCUGGGCAGGGCAGGCUCCCCUGGGGGGGUCUGUACCUCAGGCGGUUCCCAAGCCCCCCAUUCCCAGCCAAGUGCCUCCAGGCCCUGCUCCUGGCCCAGGGCUCUGGACCCUAACUCACUCUAGAGGGGGGCCUGCCGCUGUUCGGCAAGAGGAGUGCAGCCCCAGAGAUGUAACCCCUCCACCAGGACCCCGGCUGAGCAGAGAAGGUACUGAUCGACCACCUCUCCAGGGCUCGGUGCAAUCACAGUCAAGCUCCUCGAGCGAGGCAGACCCCCUUUCACGAUGUACAGAACUGGAAGAGCUACGUCAAGCAGCUAGCAUGGCCCUGCGCCCGGCCCCUGGGGCUCUCCCCAAUCACAGGGCAUCCCGCAAUGAUUCUGAGAGUAAUGGCGAGUCUCUCCCCGAGUUGGAGGAGCCAGACAGUACUGAACCACAGACUGCACCACCUCAGGCCCAGCUGGCCCACUCCGUGGGAAGUGGUGAAGAGACCGUCAAUAAAGCCAAGCAGAGCCGUAGCGAGAAGAAGGCCCGAAAGGCCAUGUCAAAGCUGGGCCUGAGGCAGAUCCACGGGGUCACCCGAAUCACCAUUCGGAAGUCUAAGAACAUUCUCUUUGUCAUCUCCAAGCCUGAUGUCUUCAAAAGUCCAGCUUCAGACAUCUACAUAGUCUUUGGGGAAGCUAAGAUUGAGGACCUGUCCCAGCAAGUGCACAAGGCAGCAGCAGAGAAGUUUAAGGUACCGGCCGAACCCUCACCCAUCAUCACAGAGACAGCACCAGGCCUCAGUGUCAAGGAGGAGAGUGAAGAUGAGGAGGUGGAUGAGACGGGCCUGGAGGUACGUGACAUUGAGCUGGUGAUGGCUCAGGCCAAUGUGUCUCGAGCGAAGGCUGUCCGGGCUCUGAGACACAACAAUAAUGACAUCGUCAAUGCCAUUAUGGAGCUGACCAUGUAGCCACUGCCCUGCCCGGCCAGCUCCACCCCACUCCCCUUUGCCCCUGCAUCCCUCAACUUAAUGCUGCUCAAUAAACCUGUAUUCACUCCC
Phascolarctos cinereus (koala) is the source of this 6268-nucleotide messenger RNA. The record is from RefSeq and is a predicted model, not a curated record. Lineage: Eukaryota; Metazoa; Chordata; Mammalia; Diprotodontia; Phascolarctidae.